Molecule: messenger RNA, 672 nt
Organism: Formica exsecta
Lineage: Eukaryota; Metazoa; Arthropoda; Insecta; Hymenoptera; Formicidae
Exons: 2
Coding region: 1-672 (223 amino acids)
Source: RefSeq, a predicted model, not a curated record
AUGAGAAUAAUCGCGUCGAUCAUUUUGAUCCUCGGACUUGCUCUGUAUGUUCACUGCGAGACGACGGAAGAAGACAACCAAGAGGAAGAUGACGUCGGCAUUCUCAAUUGUAUGUUCGCAAGCAGCACCGGAAGUUGCCUCAGGUCGAGACUGGCUCGUGACCUGGACCAAAUCGAGUUGGAAGUUACCGGAAAGAAGAGUGAACCGCCGAUGAGCACGGUGGUCGCACAGGCUGGCAAUAUCAUCGCGGAGAUCGUUGAUGAUCUUCAGGAGACGACCGGCGCCGAAGGAAUUAUCGAAGAGGACGAUGCUCAGGACGAUAAUGUGGAAGAGGCACGCAAGAAGAAAUUCGGCAAGAAGAAGAAAAAACAUCUGCAAAAACUCCUGGCACUGGCUAUGUUGAUAAAAGCGAAGAUCGGCCUGCUGCUACAGCUCAUCAGCACGCACUUCCAACUCAAGUUCUUCGUCAUCGCCGUCAUCUCAUUGAUACUGAACGCCGCUAGGUUCUGGAUAGAGAUCAAAAAGAAUCAACCCUCCAAGGUUAUCUACUACGAACACGCACAACAUCAGCAUCACUACGAUCAUGACGAUCACGAACAUGGUUAUUGGGGAAGAUCGUCGAAUGAAACACCUCAAGACCUCGCUUAUCGUGGUUACGUGCCCACGGAAUGA